Erinaceus europaeus (western European hedgehog) is the source of this 2287-nucleotide messenger RNA. RefSeq names its product G protein nucleolar 1 (putative) (gene GNL1). The transcript has 12 exons. Lineage: Eukaryota; Metazoa; Chordata; Mammalia; Eulipotyphla; Erinaceidae. Gene Ontology annotation, molecular function: GTP binding; GTPase activity. The coding region runs from base 312 to 2135 and encodes 607 amino acids. The record is from RefSeq and is a predicted model, not a curated record.
CCUCCCACGCGCGCCGCCUCUCCAGCCGCCGCGGCGACCUCGCCAAGCUACUGGCUCUCACGUGCCAGCAGCCCACUCCGCAUCAUCUCUCGUCUCGCUCCCAGAGGGAAGCGACUGCAUUUCCCGCCGGCCGCCUUCCACCGGGGCUGCGGAGGAGAAGCGACUAGGCCCGCCCGCUGACGUCACCCUGUGGCUCCGCCCCCUGUAGGGUCCCGGGCCCUUGCGGCGGGGCUGCCCCGGGGGCGGGGGGCCGGAGUCAGUUGAGGCAGCGGAGCUCGGCGGAGGGUGGGCCAGGUGAGCUGGUCCAGGCCAUGCCGAGGAAGAAGCCCUUCAGCGUGAAGCAGAAGAAGAAGCAGUUGCAGGACAAGCGCGAGCGGAAGCGAGGGUUUCAAGAUGGACUGCGAUCCAGUUCCAACAGCCGCAGCGGGAGCCGGGAGCGGCGGGAGGAGCAGACGGACACCUCGGACGGGGAGUCUGUGACCCAUCACAUCCGCAGGCUCAACCAGCAACCAGCCCAGGGCCUGGGCCCUCGUGUCUAUGACCCCAAUCGAUACCGACUGCAUUUUGAGCGAGACAGCCGAGAGGAUGUGGAGAGGAGAAAGAGAGCUGCUCGGGAACAAGUUCUACAGCCAGUCAGUGCUGAAUUGCUGGAGCUGGACAUCCAAGAGGUCUAUCAGCCAGACUCAGUCCUGGACUUUCCCCGACGCCCUCCUUGGAACUAUGAGAUGACCAAGGAGCAAUUAAUGAACCAGGAGGAACGGAGCUUCCAGGACUAUCUUGGGAAGAUUCAUGGGGCUCACACUUCUGAGAAACUCAGCUACUUUGAGCACAAUUUGGAAACAUGGAGGCAGUUAUGGCGGGUAUUGGAGAUGUCUGACAUCAUCUUGCUGAUCACUGAUAUUCGACAUCCAGUUGUGAAUUUCCCACCAGCAUUUUAUGAGUAUGUGACUGGAGAACUUGGGUUGGCCCUGGUGCUGGUCCUGAACAAGGUGGAUCUGGCUCCGCCAGCUCUUGUGGUUGCCUGGAAGCAUUAUUUUCAUCAACACUACCCCCAACUCCACAUCGUCCUUUUUACCUCUUUCCCGAGGGACCCCCGAGCCCCACAGGACCCUAGUGGCGUCUUGAAGAAAAGUCGGAGGCGGGGGAGAGGAUGGACUCGGGCCCUGGGGCCAGAGCAGUUGCUGAGAGCUUGUGAAGCCAUCACUGCAGGGAAAGUGGACUUGAGCAGCUGGCGAGAGAAGAUUGCCCGGGAUGUGGCUGGGGCUACGUGGGGUAAUGGCUCUGGGGAGGAGGAAGAAGAGGAUGAUGGGCCGGCAGUCCUGGUAGAGCAGCAGACUGACUCAGCGAUGGAGCCGACCAGCCCAAACCAGGAACGCUACAAGGAUGGAGUGGUGACCAUUGGCUGUGUGGGUUUCCCCAAUGUGGGGAAGUCCUCACUGAUCAAUGGGCUGGUGGGAAGGAAGGUUGUCAGCGUCUCCAGAACCCCAGGCCACACCCGAUACUUCCAGACCUACUUCCUCACUCCCACAGUGAAGCUUUGUGAUUGCCCUGGCCUCAUAUUCCCUUCCCUUCUGCCCCGGCAGUUGCAGGUUCUGGCGGGGAUCUACCCCAUUGCCCAAAUCCAGGAGCCGUACACCGCCGUGGGCUACUUGGCCUCCCGAAUCCCACUGCAGGUCCUGCUCCACCUGCGUCACCCAGAGGCCAAGGACCCCUCAGCAGAACACCCCUGGUGUGCUUGGGACAUCUGUGAAGCCUGGGCAGAGAAACGUGGUUAUAAGACAGCCAAAGCAGCCCGAAAUGAUGUGUACAGAGCAGCCAAUAGCCUCCUGAGGCUAGCAGUGGAUGGUCGCCUCUGCCUGUGUUUUCACCCCCCAGGAUACAGCAAACAGAAAGGCACCUGGGAGUCCCAUCCAGAAACCUCGGAGCUGGUGAUUUCACAAGGCAGAGUGGGGCCAGCAGGUGAUGAGGAAGAGGAAGAAGAGGAAGAGCUGAGCAGCUCCUGUGAGGAGGAAGUUGAGGAGGACCGGGAUGCAGAUGAAGAGGGGGAAGGUGAUGAAGACACCCCAACCUCAGUUCCAGGGUCCAGCCUGGCUGCUCGAAACCCUUAUGCUCUGCUGGGUGAGGACGAGUGCUGAGUCCCUACCCAAUGCCAUCGUCUUCAUCCACUUUGCUUUUGGACUGUCCUGGGAGUGUCUCCCCUCUGCUGCCCCAUUUGUGAAUAAAGAUUGUCUGCUUUGUAGCCCCUUCCCCAAAUGGACUGAGGUGAGAGCAGCUGUUUCAGCUGUGA